Fusarium coffeatum is the source of this 249-nucleotide messenger RNA. RefSeq lists its product as uncharacterized. The coding region runs from base 1 to 249 and encodes 82 amino acids. The record is from RefSeq and is a predicted model, not a curated record. The transcript is spliced from 2 exons. NCBI's taxonomy places the organism in Eukaryota, Fungi, Ascomycota, Sordariomycetes, Hypocreales, Nectriaceae.
AUGCCUCUCGUCGUUCCCGGUAUCAACUCAACUUCUGGCGACAAGGCCGAGGAAUGGACCAACAAGCUCGUCGGAAAGAAGCUUUCUGAUGAGGAGUCAUCCACUGAGACGGUGUUUGCCAAGCGAGACCUCCCCCAGGAGACGCGUGUUAUCGAGCCCGGAAUGAUGGUCACAAAGGACUUCAAGGAGGAUCGACUCAACGUCCACCUCAAGGAUGACGGAACUGUCUCACAUGUUGUCAAGGGAUAA